Messenger RNA from Striga asiatica, 2165 nucleotides. Lineage: Eukaryota; Viridiplantae; Streptophyta; Magnoliopsida; Lamiales; Orobanchaceae. The record is from the annotation of a GenBank genome assembly.
UUUUUCUUUAUAAUUAACGUGAAAUGUUUUGUUCAUCUGUUCAUUUUACAUUAAUCUGCUUUGUGAAGAUCUCCCAAAAAAAGAAAAAAAAAAAAUUGUAAAACAAUGUGAAUAAAUCAAUAAACGUAAACAGUAAUAUAACAAAAGUCAAAUCAGAAAAGAAAAUCCCUUCUCGCAUAUAUCUCUCCUUUUCUUCCAUUUAUUCUUCACGCAAUUUCACAGCGCUGUUCAAUCUGAAUCACGAGGUCUUCGCAGGGAGGAAAGAGGGGAGACCCAUAAGAUCUCAGCCGUACGAUUCCAUUUCUCUCCUCCUUCUCCUCCCCUAUCCGCUGCUAAUCGGGUCGGAAAAUUUUCACCAUGAACGGGAAGGCGAACGUUUCGAAGGAGCUGAACGCCAAGCAUCGGAAGAUUUUGGAAGGGCUUCUUAAAUUGCCGGAGAAUAGGGAAUGCGCUGAUUGCAAAUGCAAAGGUCCUCGAUGGGCUAGUGUGAACUUAGGCAUAUUUAUAUGCAUGCAAUGCUCUGGAAUCCACAGAAGUCUUGGAGUGCACAUCUCCAAGGUUAGAUCUGCUACACUUGACACGUGGCUUCCUGAACAGGUUACAUUUAUUCAAUCCAUGGGAAACGAGAAGGCGAACAGUUACUGGGAGGCAGAGCUUCCAUCGAAUUAUGAUAGAGUUGGGAUUGAGAACUUUAUCCGUGCAAAGUAUGACGAGAAGAGAUGGACACCCAAGAAUGGUCAGGCAGGAUCACCUGCUAGGAGAAUAGAAGAAACUGCUUCUGUCAAUUUGCAUCAACCACAUGAUAGAAAUGAUAAUGGACAAGUCAGCAAUUCUGGAAACCCUUCUGAUGAGCGGAAGAGUGUCCGGAAACCAAGUUCAAAAACACCUAGUGCAAAGGGACAUAUUUCUGCUGCCACAAUUAGCUUUCCUGCCCCCCUAAAAGGACCAGAACUGGCUUCUCCAGUUCCAGUCACUGAACAAGUGAUUCUAGAAACAAAACCAGCUGUGCCGAAUGAAACUUUCAAGCCAGCUGCAGAAACUUUAUCUCCCCCAAAAGUUGAUUAUGCUACUGAUCUUUUCAAUAUGCUUUCUAUGGAUGAUUCUGUUGAAAACACUACCAAUGUAUCUGGGGAUGAUAACACAUGGGCAGGAUUUCAGGGUGCUGACGCAUUGCCAUCAACAGCAGAAAAGCCUGGGACAGCUAAGGGUGAUGAUAAUAAAACUCCAUCUGCUUCUGGAAUUGAAGAUCUUUUCAAGGAUUCAGAUCCAAUUGCGCCUAGUUCCAUGUCAGGGAAACCUCAAAAGGAUUUGAAAAAUGACAUCAUGUCUCUCUUUGAGAAGUCCAACAUGGUCUCACCAUUCGCUCUCCACCAACAACAAAUUGCCAUGCUAGCACAUCAACAGUCAGUUCUUAUGGCUGCUGCAGCUGGUGCUUCUGGUGGGACCGCCAAAGCUCCUGCCAACACACAACAAGGGCUGAAUGGAACCAACUUGCCACAUCAAAGUUGGCCUAAUUCUGCUUACCAGUUCCCUGGCAUGAUGAUGCCAAUAGCUGGAAAAAUUGAUCUAGAGAAAUAUAUGCAGAUGCUAAAUGGGGGAGCAGCUCAACCGGGUGGUAACUCUUUUGCAUUACCGAUGUCUAGCACAAACGCGGUGGGAGCUAAUGUGCCUAAAAAUACCAAAACACCCUCAGGAAACAGCAAACAAUCAGUGGCCGCAUCUGUUUCAUCAGGUUCUCUUCAGUCGGGAAAAGAGUACGAUUUUUCCUCUCUGACACAAGCUUUUUUCUCAAAACACUGAGUUUUAUUAUUUAUGUUCUUCUGUUUCCAUCAUAGCGCACAAAGUUGUGUUUUUCAUUUGUUAGGUGUGUCCGACAUACAAAUUUAUGUGGCAUGAAAUAUUCUUUUUUUCUGCUCCACUCUAUUUGUUUCAUGAAUUCUUAUAUUAAAGUAGAUUACAUCUAUUCAUGUACACAAUAAAUCAGUUCUUGUUGUAGACGUCGGAUGGAUUUCACUUUGUAAUGUGGACCGGCGGUCACUUGAUUCUUUUAGUUUUGUAUUUGUUUAUCUUACUUUUUGUAAGAUUCAAGUUUCAUAUUUUGAGGAUCUCAACAAUACACAUUUCAUAGCAUAAGUAUUUAUAUUUGUUAAUAAAAGUAUGGCAGG